AUGGCACUAGGUGGGUUGGGGGAGAAGACAAUAACAUUUGCAAAAGGUGGCAACAGUGAGCAUGUUCAUGAGAAAAUUCUGGAGGCAUAUCCAUUCCUUGCUAAUGUGGGAGGCUACCAAAUUCUCAGGACAGGGGAGUGUGGCAAUAGGCAAUUGAUAAUGCUUCCCAUUCCACCUGGUGGUUAUACUGUUGCUUUCCUCAAAUCAACAUUGGCAUCAGCUAAAGGGUAUAUACGUCCUUUUCAAAAGGAAAUUAUAGUUGACCAUGGCAGUGUCAUUGGUGGUGUUCAGAGUCAGGUUUCUAUUUUUGGAGUUGUGAUUCUUUACAAAGAAUGUUGCCUCUACCUUUGUGUUGUUGAUUGAUUAAUUGAUUGAUUGAUUGAUAAGAAAAUUAAAUUUUGUUUGAUUGUAAUUUUGAUGCACAGGCUUAUUUACAAAAAUAUCAAGCCAUGCCUAGGCCCCUGACUAGGUGAACUCCCCUCCCCCAUAUGUUCAGUCGACCAUAUCAUUGUUAAUUAAUGUAUUUUAAAUACUGUAUGUACAAUAGUAACUCCAAAUUUUCCCCCCAAAUGUUUGCCAUUUUCAGAGUUACUAUUGUAUUGUACUGUUGCUGUUAAUUUGGUUCAUUUCGACAGGCUAUUCUCACUUGGUGUUUUCAUGAUUUCACCAUAUCUAAUGGUUAUUUUUUAGAUAUCUAUGAGUUCAAAAGUUGAAUGUGUGAAUUGUCAUCAAAUCGUGGCAAUGGACUCAAUGAAAAUGCAUGGGGAUGUGCGUGGUGGUGGCUCGUCUGCCACUCUUGAUGAAAGUUACAGGUAUUGUCGCCAGUGUUGUGGCGACUGGUAA
Molecule: messenger RNA, 843 nt
Organism: Paramuricea clavata
Lineage: Eukaryota; Metazoa; Cnidaria; Anthozoa; Malacalcyonacea; Plexauridae
Source: the annotation of a GenBank genome assembly